This is a messenger RNA of Dermacentor silvarum, 1949 nucleotides long. RefSeq lists its product as uncharacterized. The coding region runs from base 106 to 759 and encodes 217 amino acids. Lineage: Eukaryota; Metazoa; Arthropoda; Arachnida; Ixodida; Ixodidae. The transcript is spliced from 5 exons. The record is from RefSeq and is a predicted model, not a curated record.
UUCAACCUGCAACGUCACCCAACGUGGACGCGGCCGGACGGCCGGCCCUUGCUAUCCUUGAGCGCACGCCAGGACUUGCAAAAGUGGCGUCACGACAGGGAUCACAUGAUCCACCACCAGACUUACGCCGCCUUUGUCCGGAGAUACGUCACUGCCAUCGUGACUCACGAGAACGUGACGGACGCGAGUGCGAACGGCUUCCACAGCGUGGACAACAUCGUGCACCGUGUCGUGACCGCGGAGGCGACUGUGCUCGCGCUUUCGUCGUUGUUGCCCGAGGAGGACCCGGACCAGUACUACGCCAUCGUUGACCUUUCGCUGCAGAACGGCUCCAUUCCGUCGACGAUUGCAUCACCGGAAGCGGAUGUCAUUCGCGAGACGGCUGUCGGACAUCCUGCCAUGCUGGCGUACAAGGACUUCCUGGAAGCCAGGAUGGCUGCGUCGGAGCUGUCUGGCUACGUCACGUGGGAGGUUGUGCGACAGCUUGGUCCGCUGGCGGAUCAAAAGCUUUCUCACGGCACCGUGGAGGGCAAAUGCUUCGACGCCGUCUACCAUUUGAUGCCUUACCCUAGCGUGCUGCCCUACCUGAAACAACUGGACUCGUCCAAGGGAUGGGAAGAGGCCGAUCUGGUGUACCGUGACGUUACCGAGACUCUCAUCCGCUUCAUGAGGAGGCGUGGCUUCGAGCUUCCGCACUCCAACGUCAGCUUCAUCCUGGACCUUCCCAAGGGGAAGCCAGUUGGACGCCUUCUAUGGUGAACUCCCGCUGCACGAGACAUCGCAGCAGCAACAGCCUUUCCUUGAGACGUACCUGGCCACACUGUCCCGGAUCCGAAGCAAGGAGAUCUUCAGCAUCGCCCACGGAGACACUGUGUUUACCUACCCUAUGCCCCCUCCGCAAAGCGGGAAAGCACAGGUCAGCAGCCACGGGAAGAGCCGCGUCCCGCUAACUUGGUUGCUCCCGCCGCGGUUCGGCGCCGACAUGCCUCCCGCGCUCAACGACGGCGGGCUGGGCAUAGGCCUAGCGGCGGCCCUAGCAAAGUCGUCCUACCUGGACCGGUCGUGGCUGGACUGCCUCGCGAACUUCGAGCCCCGAGCCGACCUGCAGGGCCAGGACUUCGCUCUGGCUCGCCUCACGCUCGUCGCCGAGGUCGUGGAAGAGUUCGUUGACCUGCACUCCGAGCUGGCGAGGCCUCUGAUGUUGCCGACCUUGGAGUCCAUGAGCGAGGACAAGCUCUUCUUCGUCGGUGCCUGCGUCGGGUUCUGCGCCAGGGGCGACCCCCAGGCGUCGCACCGGUGCAACGUGCCGGCGAGGAACUUGCCUCAUUUCGCGACGACCUUCGAAUGUCCGGCGGGAUCUUACAUGAACCCCCAACGACGUUGCCCUUACCCAAAUAAGACUGUGAGGGAACGCUAAGAACGUGUAAUUUAAAACAUGACCAUUAUCUGUGUGAUUCAAUGGCUGGAAGUGCUAAAGUGUUUUCGUGUGUGUCCACUUAUUCAUGAUGUUUAGUUUGUAAGGAGGCUUUACUGACGGUCCGGAAAAGUAACAACGUUGUCCCUAGCACAACACUACUUUGAGGGGACACUAACCAAGAACGUGUAAUUUAGAGCUUGGCAGGUUUCCUCAUGAAAUGAAACAGCAACUGUUUAAAAUGUCUCUUUCGCCAUUCAAUUAUUUAUUUAAUUUAUCCUUUUUGUAAGGAAUUCUUGCAUCCCACGGAUGACACUUUCUAUUUUCAUCUGCAGUCCCGAUGACGUCACGAAAUUCACUAUUUUCCAUGCAUUGAGCCUUUUUUUUUUCGCAGAAGUUCCCCAACGCUGUCAGUGCGAGUCUCGGACUGCUUUAGGAGGCAAGGUAAUCUUUGUUCACAGUUAAACAAAUAAAUAACCCCGAGCAGGCACUCUCAAGGUCUGUGACGUCAUCGUGAGCGAUUCUGGGUGCUGCG